Molecule: messenger RNA, 966 nt
Organism: Sphenostylis stenocarpa
Lineage: Eukaryota; Viridiplantae; Streptophyta; Magnoliopsida; Fabales; Fabaceae
Source: the annotation of a GenBank genome assembly
AUGAAGCUGGGUGGAAUCAAAUCGGUGGAGAACGCGCACGAUGAUUCCGUGUGGGCGGUCACAUGGGUACCCGCAACCGCCAACCGCCCACCGCUCCUCCUAACCGGUUCCCUCGACGAGACUGUCAGGCUCUGGCGCUCCGACGACCUACUUCUGGACCGCACCAACACCGGCCACUGCCUCGGCGUUGCCUCCGUCGCCGCCCACCCCCUCGGCUCCCUCGCCGCCUCCUCCUCCCUCGACAGCUUUGUUCGCGUCUUCGAUGUCGAUUCCAACGCCACUGUCGCCACCCUCGAGGCCCCUCCCUCUGAAGUCUGGCAAAUGCGCUUCGAUCCCAAGGGUGCCAUUCUAGCAGUUGCUGGUGGGGGUAGUGCAUCAGUCAAGCUUUGGGACACAUCCACAUGGGAACUUGUUACCACCCUAUCAAUUCCCCGCCCAGAAGGACCCAAGCCCACGGACAAAAGUGGCAGCAAGAAAUUUGUGUUGUCAGUUGCAUGGAGUCCUGAUGGGAAACGACUUGCUUGUGGUUCAAUGGAUGGCACCAUUUCUGUUUUUGAUGUGCCACGUGCCAAAUUUUUACAUCACCUUGAAGGUCAUUUCAUGGCUGUGCGAUCUCUUGUUUAUUCUCCUUAUGAUCCAAGGUUACUGUUUACAGCUUCGGACGAUGGUAACGUACACAUGUAUGAUGCUGAAGGGAAAGCUUUAGUUGGGACCAUGUCAGGUCACGCCAGUUGGGUAUUGUGUGUGGAUGUGAGCCCAGAUGGAGCAGCCAUUGCCACAGGUUCAAGUGAUAGAUCUGUAAGGCUAUGGGAUCUUAGCAUGAGGGCUUCUGUGCAGACGAUGAGCAACCAUACAGACCAGGUAUGGGGAGUGGCUUUUAGACCACCUGGAGGGAGUGAUGCGCGAGGCGGUCGUCUUGCUAGUGUGUCAGAUGAUAAGAGCAUAUCACUGUAUGAUUAUUCCUGA